GCGCCGUCGGCCUCAAUGACUCGGGCUGUUUCGAUUCGAGAGAUGGCGGGCGCCAUCAGUGCCGCAAAGUUAAUUUCAAAGAACGCCUACAAUGUGCCGGGCAAGAUAAGAAUCACGGAGUACUUCUUCGAAGUACCGCACGAUUGGAACAACACCGCCACUUCGAGGCCAUUGACGAUCUUUGCACGUGGAGCGAGGAGGCUUGAGAGGCCAAUCGAUCCCAGCAACGAUGACCCCAAGAAAGACUUACCGUGGUUGCUAUUUCUGCAGGGAGGGCCAGGAUUCGAAUGCGCCAGCCCGCAAAAUAAUUAUUGGAUCCAGACGAUACUAGACAAAGGGUAUCAAGUGCUGUGUUUGGAUCAACGAGGAACAGGAUUGAGUUCACCCUUAACUCAAUCCACGCUUCAAAUGAAAGGUGAUGAUCAACUUCAAGCUCAAUACUUGCGUGCCUUCAGGGCCGACAGCAUUGUCAAAGAUUGCGAGGCCAUUAGGAAGACGCUGAUGCACGGACUGCCCACUGAGAAAGCAAAGUGGACGCUGAUGGGACAGUCCUUCGGCGGAUUUUGUGCGACUACGUAUCUGUCAUUCUUCCCGCAGAGCUUGCGAGAAGUUUUUAUGUUCGGUGGACUUCCACCCUUAGUUGACAGUCCAGAUGAAGUGUACAAACGCCUUUUCAAGAAAGUAAUUGAGCGGAAUGAGGCCUAUUACCGAAAGUUUCCCGAAGACAUCGACAGAGUACAACAAAUUUGCAAACACCUACAGCAGUCUGGAAACACUACGGUCAAAGACACUACUUCACAAGGUUUUAUCACGGCAAGAAGAUUCAUGCAGUUGGGGUUGUGUUUUGGAGGUCAUGGGGGAUUAGACACGGUUCAUGAUCUUGUGUUGAAAGCACAUUCCGAGCUGAACUAUGUGGGGCAUUUGACGCGACCAACUGUAGCUCGCAUCGAGAGCUUGCUUCCAUACAAUGAUCACAUCAUCUACGCUAUCUUGCAUGAACCUAUUUACUGUCAAGGAGAGGCCUCCAAUUGGUCAUGCCACAGAGUUUUGCAGAAGUGCUACGCAAAGCAGUUUGACAUACCACAUCCAUUUGAGAUAAAUGAUGCCACUAAAGCGAAACCUAUCUACUUUACAGGGGAGAUGAUAUUUCCCCACAUGCUUGAAGAUUACUCUGAGCUACGAAAAAUAAAAAAGCCUGCAGAAAUGCUUGCUGAAUACGAGGAUUGGCCGGAGCUAUACGACGAAAGGCAGCUUGCCAAGAAUGAAGUACCAGUGUACUGUGCUGUGUAUUUGGAUGACAUGUACGUUGACUAUGAUUUCUCACGAGAGACGGCAAAUAAAAUCAAAGGCGCCAAGGUCUUUGUGACGAAUAUGAUGUAUCACGAUGCUGUGAGGAGUCGAAUGGACGAGGUCGUAAGGAAUGUUUGGGCGUUGAGAGACGACAGUAUUGAUUGAGCAUUUCCAAAUCUCAGGGGUGCAGGAGUUGUAAUGCAUGGGUGUUUUUGAUCUAUCUUCAUUUCCCCCGGAUUGAGGAGAUGGACUUGUGGCCUAGAAAGUGGGAGGCGCCAUUAUCGUCAUUCAUGCUCCGAUAGGGAUUAGGAUCGCAUUGAUAGGUUAAAUUAUUAGCAAAGACUUUCUAUUG
Messenger RNA from Verruconis gallopava, 1642 nucleotides. RefSeq lists its product as uncharacterized. The transcript has 3 exons. The record is from RefSeq and is a predicted model, not a curated record. Gene Ontology annotation, biological process: proteolysis. NCBI's taxonomy places the organism in Eukaryota, Fungi, Ascomycota, Dothideomycetes, Venturiales, Sympoventuriaceae. Bases 16 to 1455 code for a protein of 479 amino acids. Gene Ontology annotation, molecular function: peptidase activity.